GGAAUAGGGGGGAAAAGGGCGUGAAGCCCAAUCGCAGCGCCAUCACACUUGAGGGCAAAGAGGUUAGGGAGCCGGCAUGGCGCUCCGGUCAAUAAAAUCGAUAGCUGGAAGCUGCCUGUGUUUCAGGCAAAGGCGGUGCAGCGGCGGGGCCGCCAUUUUCCCCGAAGGCAUCUUCCGGUGCCUUUCACCCAAGUUCGGGCAGGAGUUUCCUGAAUAACAGCGAAAGGUUUCCGUUAGCCCCGCCGGCGGCCGAUUCCUGUUCCCUCCUGGUGUCCCCAGGCACGCUCCGCCCGGAUCCGGCUUGGGCUCCCAAAUCCCGGGGCCCGCCAGCGCCCAGCGGCCAAGGCCGGGACAGCCGUGGCGCCGGCUUGUCGGGUCCAAUGGCGCGGCCUUCGGCUCCGCUCCCCGCGCGGGGACCAGGAGAGGCCGGACCCGGCCGGAGAAGGGGAAGGAGGCCGAGGGCGGUGAAGUUCGGGGACGUGGCCGUGUACUUCUCCCCGGAGGAGUGGGAGUGUCUGCGGCCCGCGCAGAGGGCCCUGUACCGGGACGUGAUGCAGGAGACCUACGGCCACCUGGGCGCGCUCGGGUGCGCAGGUCCCAAACCAGCCCUCAUCUCCUGGUUGGAACGAAAUACCGAUGAUUGGGAACCGGCUGCUCUGGAUCCACAGGAGUGCCCAAGGAGGGUAACAGUCCAAAGAAAAACCAGAACCAGAAAGAAGAAUGAAGAGAAGGAAGUAUUCCCGCCUAAGGAGGCACCCCGAAAGGGGAAGCGAGGCCGCCGGCCCAGCAAACCCCGCCUGAUCCCCAGGCAGACAUCCGGAGGUCCCAUCUGCCCUGACUGUGGUUGUACCUUUCCCGAUCACCCGGCCCUGCAGAGCCACAAGUGUGCCCAGAAUCUGAAAAAGCCUUACCCUUGCCCAGACUGUGGGCGCCGCUUUUCCUACCCAUCCCUGCUGGUCAGUCACCGGCGGGCACACUCUGGGGAGUGUCCCUACGUUUGUGACCAGUGUGGCAAGCGGUUCUCCCAGCGCAAGAACCUCUCCCAGCACCAGGUUAUCCACACAGGCGAGAAGCCCUACCACUGUCCUGACUGUGGCCGCUGCUUCCGGAGGAGCAGGUCCUUGGCCAAUCACCGGACCACACACACGGGUGAAAAACCCCACCAGUGCCCCAGCUGCGGGCGUCGCUUCGCCUACCCCUCCCUGCUCGCCAUCCACCAGCGCACACACACCGGAGAGAAGCCCUACACCUGCCUGGAAUGCAGCCGGCGCUUCCGCCAGCGCACCGCCCUGGUCAUCCACCAGCGCAUCCACACGGGCGAGAAGCCCUACCCGUGCCCAGACUGCGAGCGGCGCUUCUCCUCCUCCUCUCGUCUGGUCAGUCACCGGCGGGUGCACUCCGGAGAGCGUCCCUAUGCCUGCGAGCACUGCGAGGCCCGCUUCUCCCAGCGCAGCACGCUGCUCCAGCACCAGCUCUUGCACACGGGAGAGAAGCCCUAUCCCUGCCCGGACUGCGGACGUGCCUUCCGGCGGAGCGGUUCCCUCGCCAUACACCGCAGCACGCACACCGAGGAGAAACUGCACGCGUGUGACGACUGUGGCCGCCGCUUCGCCUACCCCUCACUGCUGGCCAGUCACCGGCGCGUCCACUCGGGCGAGCGGCCCUAUGCCUGUGACCUGUGCUCCAAGCGGUUCGCCCAGUGGAGCCACCUGGCUCAGCACCAGCUCCUGCACACUGGGGAGAAGCCCUUCCCCUGCCUCGAGUGUGGCCGUUGCUUCCGCCAGAGGUGGUCUCUGGCCGUCCACAAGUGUAGCCCUGGGGUCCAGAACUGUAGCCCUAGAUCUGCUAUAGGAGUGCCUAGCCAGAAAGGCAAUUGGGGGUGUCUGCGGCCCGCGCAGAAGGCCCUGAACCGGGACGUGACGCGGGAGACCUAUGGCUUCCUGGGCGCGCUCGGGUUUGGCCAGGUGUCUGCGUCUUCCCGCAGGAGCCAGAGACCGUCUUGCGGAUCCCGCUGCCGGGAGGCGCAGAAGGAGACCAUCGAGUUCAAAGUCCCGAGCUCCACAAACGCCGAGAUCGUUGCCGGGUGUCUGUGGCCAAGCUGCCAGGAAGUGACUAAACACCGAGGGUGUUUAUUUGUCCCAUCAGAAUCCCGAAUCCCAAACAGCCAACCCUGCUACUUCGGUUCCCUUCGGCUGAGUUCGGAGGCCAAGACUGGGCGGGGCCCCGGGCUCGGGAGCCCUUCCUGUGGACGACGAGAGCUGAGGCCAGGCGCGGGGAGCAGGCGGCCGCUGCUCUGGGCUGGAGGCCACAUGGCGCCGCCCCCGGCCCCGCUCCUGGUGCUGAGACCGGGGGAGACCGGGCCUGGUUGCAAGAAGCCUGCGGCCAUGAGCUUCGCAGAUGUGGCCGUGUACUUCUCCCCGGAGGAGUGGGGGUGUCUGCGGCCCGCGCAGAGGGCCCUGUACCGGGACGUGAUGCGGGAGACCUACGGCCACCUGGACGCGCUCGGAUUCCCAGGCCCCAAACCAGCCCUCAUCUCUUGGAUGGAACAGGAGAGUGAGGCUUGGAGCCCCGCCGCCCAGGAUCCUGAGGAGGGGGAAAGCCUGGGAGGAGCUCUGAGAGGAGAUGCCCCAAACAAAAAGGAAGAGGAACCCAAGACAGGGCCAGGAGCCAAAGGAUCCGAAAAGACUCCUAGGAAGGAGAGGCCUGAAGAGCUGGUUAAAAACAACCUUGACUCAACCAUCAGCAAAACCUCGGCAAGAGCAGAGCCACCCAGCAAAGCUGCCUGUGACCAGAGCGCAGGUGCGCAGCCCCCGGCCCUGGUGCCCAGUGUAGAUGCUCAGGCCAGCCAGCGGCGCCACGUGUGUGCAGACUGCGGCCGCCGCUUCACCUAUCCCUCGCUGCUGGUCAGCCACCGGCGCAUGCAUUCGGGUGAGCGGCCCUUCCCCUGCCCCGAGUGUGGCAUGCGCUUCAAGAGGAAGUUUGCCGUGGAAGCGCACCAGUGGAUCCACCGCUCCUGCUCUGGGGGCCGGCGGGGCCGGAGGCCCGGAAUCCGGGCUGUGCCUCGGGCCCCAGUCCGAGGUGACCGGGACCCGCCGGUGCUGUUCCGGCACUACCCGGACAUCUUUAAAGAGUGCGGGUGAGCGGCUCCCGCUGGCUGGGCUUGAGCCUGACCUCAGCGCUAAGGACUAACUGGGCCCUGAGGGAGGCUCCUGAGUCAGGGAUUUGGGACCCAAAAUUCAUCCCUUGGUUUUCCCUCAAGGAUCCCUCUAGUUUCCAAACCUGUAAAAAUAAAAGUGCCUGUAAAGAUUCAGAGAUUAAACUUGA
Delphinapterus leucas (beluga whale) is the source of this 3324-nucleotide messenger RNA. Lineage: Eukaryota; Metazoa; Chordata; Mammalia; Artiodactyla; Monodontidae. The record is from RefSeq and is a predicted model, not a curated record.